UCCCUGCACCCCUUUACCCUGGUCUGUUAAGUUGGCCAGGCACCCUCCCCUUCGCCCGGAGUAACCCUGUCCCCAUCCUAGGACGCCCCGUUUGGGGUGCUCCUCCUCCUCCAGGCCAUAAAAGAUCCAGGACCCAGACCCUGUAGCCUGAGGUCAGGGAAACUGGGGGCACCCAUAGCCUCUGCAUACCCCAUCUCUCCUUUGGUUCUGCUCCCGCCAGGCAGGGCCAGCUCAUCCCCACAGAGGCUCCUCCCAGUCAGGGGGUCCCUUGCACCCACCUCCCCUCCCAGGCCUCCAUCAGCCCUGGGGCUUCCCCUCCCCGGGGACAUUUCUCAACCCUGCUUAAUCACUGGGGCGGCCUCAGGGAGGAGGAAGCCAUGCAUGGCUUACCAUAAAGAAGGCUCAUACCAAGCCUGGCUGAGAGGCCAGCACUCAGAGGCCAUGAAGCUGGGAUUUGGAUUCACCUGGGUUCUGCUCUCCCUCCUGGCUGGGCAUAGCUGGGCGGACACUCGGGCCAUUGGAGCCAAGGAAUGUCCCCGCAACUCACAGCCCUGGCAGGCCGGCCUUUUCUUCCUCACCCGGCUCUUCUGUGGGGCGACGCUGAUCAGUGACCGCUGGCUGCUCACAGCUGCCCACUGCCGCAAGCCGUACCUGUGGGUCCGUCUCGGGGAGCACCACCUCUGGCAGUGGGAAGGCCCAGAGCAGCUGUUUCGGGUCACAGACUUCUUCCCCCACCCCGGGUUCAACAGCGACCUCAGCGCCAACGACCACAACCAUGACAUCAUGCUGAUCCGGCUGCCCAGGCGCGUGAGUCUGGGGCCUGUCGUGCAGCCCCUCAACAUCAGCAGGACCUGCGUCUCCCCGGGCACCAAGUGCCUCAUCUCAGGCUGGGGAGCGGUGUCCAGUCCCAAGGUGCGGUUCCCACUCACCCUGCAGUGUGCCAACAUCAGCAUUCUGGAGCCCAUCUUCUGUCACCUGGCAUAUCCAGGUCACAUCUCAGACAACAUGAUCUGUGCAGGCCGGUGGGAAGGGGGCCUGGGCUCCUGCCAGGGUGACUCUGGAGGUCCCUUGGUUUGCGACGGCGCCCUGGCGGGUGUGGUGUCUGGGGGUGGUGAGCCCUGCUCCAGACCCCGACGACCCACCGUCUACACUCGCAUUUGCCACUAUCACGACUGGAUCAGGAAAACCAUGAAGGAAAACAGUCCGUAAGGAGUCACUGCAGGGCUAGGUCGCAGCAGUCUCUGCACGGAACCUCCGGUUGCCUGGGAGACCAAACUCUGAACACUCAGGCUCCGGCCUGAUGCUGCCCUCCAGGGCAUAGCCACGCCCCCUCAGAGUGUGGCCAGGCCCCGCCCCAGGGCGACACCAAUCAUUGGCACCACCUCCUGGAACUGUCCAACUGCGGCUCCGCCCCGAGGAUCACGCCUACCAAAUAGCCCGCCCUCUAACUUUGUCCAAUAGGACUUCUCUGGACAAACUCAUUUAGCCACGCCUCCUCUGCUAGAGGCCCCGUCCCGUGACGUCAGAACGAGACAGCUCCGCCCAACUGGAACUUGGCCAGGGUCGGCUCCGCCUCUCGCGGCCCGUCCCUGGGCGUGUCCUGGGUUUGAAUCUCGCGCGGGGACUUCAGGAGGAGUAGCCGGGGUGCGACUCGAAGCUGUUACGCGCCAAUAGGCAAUUUUACAAUAAAUGCGCCUUUUUUCGGCCUGGCCUGCGC
Cavia porcellus (domestic guinea pig) is the source of this 1717-nucleotide messenger RNA. It is a transcript of the gene Klk9, whose product is annotated as kallikrein related peptidase 9. Lineage: Eukaryota; Metazoa; Chordata; Mammalia; Rodentia; Caviidae. The record is from RefSeq and is a predicted model, not a curated record. Bases 382 to 1209 code for a protein of 275 amino acids. Gene Ontology annotation, biological process: proteolysis. Gene Ontology annotation, molecular function: serine-type endopeptidase activity. The transcript has 5 exons. Gene Ontology annotation, cellular component: secretory granule.